CUCAUUUUAUAAAUUUAAUCCCGUUCGUUUAGAAACGAAAUGAAACUCCUAACUGUCCGACUCCUUCGCUCUGGCUAAUUUCUGAGGAACAGAAGUAAAAUGAACCACGUGAGUGGAAAGAGGCAACAGUUAAAAGUCCUCCGAAUGUUGAAACUCUGGAAAUGCGGAGGACAGCUGGAAAAGGCUUGAACACCGCUUUCCUAUAUGUCUGUAAUAAUGAGUGCCUGGCAAAGGAAGACAAAGCAGUUGUAUUUCUGACAAGACCUAUUUAGGAAGCACUUCAUAUUUUUAGUAAUUUUCAAGUAACUCAAGAGGAGGCCAGCUAUGAAACCGUAUUACUGAAUUUACGGCAGUCCGAGUAGAAGGGAAGCAUACCAGUAACACGCUUUCAGGCAGAGCACAGAAAUGAAGAUAAAGCAUCUGAAAGAUGAUGACACAUUUUCCAAUGUGUUUUGUGAAAACUCUAAGAAGCUUAUCAAUGUACAUUUAUUUGCCCUGGCUGCUAAGUAUUAUUCUUUCUCUAACCUUGGAGUGUGCACCCCAUUAGAAGACGUACUUGAAGCACUGAGAGGAGACAAUCAAGGAAAAACAGGUAUCAAAACUGAUGAGUUUAUGAAUAAUAAGAAAUCACAUGAAGUGCAGGUGAUGUCAGAGCUGGUAGACAGCAUAGCGAAUUAUUGUGGUAUAAAGCAGGUCAUUGAUAUAGGUUCUGGAAAAGGCUACCUGAGUUCAUUUUUGUCCAUGCAAUAUAACUUAAAAGUUUAUGGAAUUGACUCCUCAAACACCAACACUAAUGGUGCUCAUGAAAGGAACAGAAAAUUGAAGAAACACUGGAGAGCAUAUCAGAGUCGAGGAAGAGCAAACCUCAAAAGCCAGAGGUUGGAAGAGGCAAAUGACAGGCCAGUGGAAAGUGAAAUUAAAUGUAAAGCAAUCGGUGAAAAGCCCUUAAAUAACGACAGCAGUCUUCAAAGUCAGGACCAAGUGACUAUCCAGAAUUUAGUUCCUUCUUGUGGUUUCACAGAAGUAGCUACAUCUGAAACCAGCAAACAAACUGAAGUUGAUUUGGUGACUCGGACACAAUCUGAUGAGAGCAAACUUUCUGAAGAGGUUCUUGCUAUUCUAAAUGUUCUGCCUGCUGAUGCUGUAGAAGUUUCUUCUUCGUCUCAGUGUAGCUGUGGGGAACUCUGUGAAGAGGAAAGGGCGCAAAGAAAAAUGGCAUCUCUCAAGGCUAAAGCAAGCAAGUCGAGUGAAUCAAACCUGUAUUUUCCGUUGACCUCUUGCAUCACUGCAGAAACAGAACUCAGUGACAUCAUAACAGAUCUGGAGGACUGUAUGAUGGUGGGUCUACAUACAUGUGGCGAUCUUGCUGCAAAUACACUACGAAUUUUUACUGCCAAGCCUGAAAUCAAAGCAGUUUGCAGUGUAGGCUGCUGCUACCAUCUGUUGUCAGAACAGUUUGAAAACCAAGAAGAUUGUCCAGAGGAAGUGUGGGGAUUUCCCAUGUGUCAGUACUUGAAGGACAAGGGCUGGUGCUGUGGUCGCAAUGCUAGAAUGUCAGCAUGCUUGGCUUUGGAGCGAGUUGCAGUUGGCCAAAUGCUGCCUACAGAAUCAUUGUUUUAUCGAGCUGUUCUUCAGGUUAUUAUAGAAGAAAUUUAUGGUGUCACCAAAAGUGAUCGACAUGUUGGAAAAACUUUCUCCAAAUCAUCCUCCUUCAUAGAUUAUGUCAGAAAGUCUCUGAAAAAGCUGGGACUGGAUGAUUCAAAGCUCCCAGACAGCUGUAUAAUGGAUUACCAUGAAAAAUACAAGCACAGAAUGAAUGAGCUUGAAGCAUUUAAUAUGUUGAAGGUUGUUCUGGCUCCCUGCAUAGAAGUUUUGAUACUUCUGGAUCGUCUUUGUUACCUCAAGGAGCAGGACAACAUUGCCUGGUCUGGACUUGUGAAGUUAUUUGAUCCCGUGAAAUCCCCCAGAUGCUAUGCAGUUAUUGCUCUGAAGAAACAGUCGUGUUUUUAAGUGGAAGCAAAUUGCAGAUAGGUUGAAAGCUCUGAGCUGAUACUGCUGUUUCCUCACUUUUAUUCUGUUAUUUUUAAUUGAUUCCUCAAGUACACUGGCUGCUUUUCAGCUGCAAAAGUAAAAAGCGCAAUGUCUCUUUGAAUCAUGAGAAAUAAAGAUCUCCUUUAUAAAUA
Molecule: messenger RNA, 2183 nt
Organism: Pygoscelis adeliae (Adelie penguin)
Lineage: Eukaryota; Metazoa; Chordata; Aves; Sphenisciformes; Spheniscidae
Gene: METTL25
Product: methyltransferase like 25
Exons: 12
Coding region: 406-2010 (534 amino acids)
Source: RefSeq, a predicted model, not a curated record